AUGCCAGUGCAGCCAGCAAAUAAUGCGAGUGCUCCUCGGACAACUUGGCAGCAACAACUUGAGGAGCACUGCGAGGCCCAUAAACGCUCCAAGCCCCUAUUUCGCCUCUUCACCGAACGACGAGGUGGUCGCACGGCUUGGACCUGCAUCGCUACAAUCGACGGGGUGCAGUAUCCGGCUCGAUUCUGGUACGACGGCAAAUACUCCGAUAAUGCCAUAGAGGAUGCCGCGGAAAAAGCCCUGAAUAUACUCAGUCCUCAGACAUCCCGUAACACCCGUUACCCGGGUCAAAUUUACCCUUGA
Molecule: messenger RNA, 303 nt
Organism: Aspergillus nomiae NRRL 13137
Lineage: Eukaryota; Fungi; Ascomycota; Eurotiomycetes; Eurotiales; Aspergillaceae
Exons: 3
Coding region: 1-303 (100 amino acids)
Source: RefSeq, a predicted model, not a curated record